Molecule: messenger RNA, 488 nt
Organism: Symbiodinium pilosum
Lineage: Eukaryota; Dinophyceae; Suessiales; Symbiodiniaceae
Source: the annotation of a GenBank genome assembly
GUGGAAGCUUCUGCUCCUAUUGAUGAGCCUGAUCAGCAUGGGAAGACCUCGAUCCAGGCCGCGGCUGGCGAAGGACAUUUGGAGGUUGUGCGGUAUCUCUGUGAGCAAGGCGCUGACAAGGAGACGUUUGACCAAAAGGGUCGAACUCCUCUCCACAGAGCCGUGGACGCUGGACGCCUGGAUGUGGCGCGCUUCCUGCUAGAGGCGAGGGCGGACAAAGAUCAGCCCGAUCACCAGGGAAGGACUCCAAUGCACGACGCCGUCCUUGCCGGGCAAGCACCGCUGGUCAGGUUGCUGAGUGAGGCAGGCGCAGACAAGCACAAACGAGACGACUUGGGCCGCGCUCCCAUCUACGAUGCAGCUUGCGCGGGUAAUCGCCAGAUCGUCAGCUACCUGAUCCAGCACGGCGUUGACGUCGACGCCCGGGACUCUGAUGGCCGCAGCGCGCUGUUCGUGGCCUGCCAUGUGGGCUGCCUUGGCACCUUGAG